CGGUCUAGAACGUUCAGCCUUUAUUGGGGUGGAUUGUGUGGGAGACGGGGGUAGUGGUUAUGGAGUGCUCAUCCGUCUUUCUCCCUCAGGAGUUGGGUAGGGAGCUGGGUUCUCCUCCCUGGGAGCUUAGAUGAUUCCUGCUCGCUGAACCUGUUGGAGUGUGGGGCGUUUGGUUCAGAAUCAAUGGUUCCAGUGGACCAGCUGCCUCUGAGGAGAAUCCUGGCGUCCUUGAGUUUUCCCAGAAGUGGUUAGGGUUUCAGGGAGGCGGCCCGUUGUGGGUGGCCGGGCAGCCUGCCCGCCUGCACCCGCCCACCUGCUCUGGCCUUUGCCUUGAGCCUGGCACUCGUGCCUCUCCCUCCCGCAGAAUGUCAGGAAGUGCCUGUUGCUGGGGCUCCGCCUGCCCGGCACCCCCCUCUCUGCUCACCUGGGAUCUGGGCAAGCCCAGGCUGUACCUAUCUGCCGAGCCCGGGGGUUAUAGCAGGAUUCUGGUAUGCCCUAUCCCCCCAGUGGGCCUGCCCUGUGGCGCUCCGAGGAGCCGCGGCGGCUGUGGGCCUGGAAGUUCCAGGCCCAGGAUGCCAGGGCAGGGGGGCAGCCUCACCCCAAAGGUUCUGGGCGUGGGGAGGCGGAGACCCGGGAGUGCAUCUACUACAACGCCAACUGGGAGUUGGAGCGCACCAACCAGAGCGGCCUGGAGCGCUGCGAGGGCGAGCAGGACAAGCGGCUGCACUGCUACGCCUCCUGGCGCAACAGCUCCGGCACCAUCGAGCUGGUGAAGAAGGGCUGCUGGCUAGAUGACUUCAAUUGCUACGACAGGCAGGAGUGUGUGGCCACUGAGGAGAACCCCCAAGUGUACUUCUGCUGCUGUGAAGGCAACUUCUGCAACGAGCGCUUCACUCACUUGCCAGAGCCUGGGGGCCCAGAAGUCACGUACGAGCCACCCCCGACAGCCCCCACCCUGCUCACGGUGCUGGCCUACUCGCUGCUGCCCAUUGGGGGCCUCUCCCUCAUCGUCCUGCUGGCCUUCUGGAUGUAUCGACAUCGUAAGCCUCCCUACGGCCAUGUGGACAUCCAGGAGGACCCUGGGCCUCCACCUCCAUCCCCUCUGGUGGGCCUGAAGCCGCUACAGUUGCUGGAGAUCAAAGCUCGGGGUCGCUUUGGCUGCGUUUGGAAGGCUCAGCUCAUGAAUGACGUCGUAGCCGUGAAGAUCUUCCCACUCCAGGACAAGCAGUCGUGGCAGAGCGAACGGGAGAUCUUCAGCACGCCGGGCAUGAAGCAUGAGAACCUGUUGCAGUUCAUUGCUGCUGAGAAGCGCGGCUCCAACCUGGAGGUGGAGCUCUGGCUCAUCACAGCCUUCCACGACAAGGGCUCCCUCACGGAUUACCUCAAAGGGAACAUCAUCACGUGGAAUGAACUGUGUCAUGUGGCGGAGACGAUGUCACGAGGCCUCUCCUACCUGCAUGAGGAUGUGCCCUGGUGCCGUGGCGAGGGCCACAAGCCUUCUAUUGCCCACAGGGAUUUCAAAAGCAAGAAUGUACUGCUGAAGAGUGAUCUCACUGCUGUGCUGGCCGACUUUGGCCUGGCUGUUCGGUUUGAGCCAGGGAAGCCUCCAGGGGACACCCAUGGGCAGGUUGGCACCAGACGGUACAUGGCCCCUGAGGUGCUGGAGGGAGCCAUCAACUUCCAGAGAGACGCCUUCCUGCGCAUCGACAUGUAUGCUAUGGGGCUGGUGCUGUGGGAGCUUGUGUCCCGUUGCAAGGCUGCAGAUGGGCCUGUCGACGAGUACAUGCUGCCCUUUGAGGAGGAGAUUGGCCAACACCCUUCCCUGGAGGAGUUGCAGGAGGUGGUUGUCCACAAGAAGAUGAGGCCCACCAUUAAGGAUCACUGGCUGAAGCAUCCGGGCCUGGCGCAGCUCUGUGUGACCAUUGAGGAGUGCUGGGACCACGAUGCAGAGGCUCGCCUUUCCGCAGGAUGCGUGGAGGAGCGGGUGUCCCUGAUCAGGAGGUCGGUCAACGGCACUACCUCGGACUGUCUAGUCUCUCUGGUGACCUCUGUCACCAAUGUGGACCUGCUCCCUAAAGAGUCCAGCAUCUAAGCCCAGGACACAAGCGUCUCUUCAGACUCAGUGGAUCUGAAGAAAAAAAGGAAAGAAGUUGUGUUUUGUUUUGGAAAUCCCAUAAAACCAACAAACACAUAAAAUGCAGCUGCUAUUUUACCGUGACUUUUAUUAUUAUUAUAAUUAUUAUAAUUAUUAUUAAUAAUAUUAUUUUUGGAUCGGAUGAGUUUUUACCAGCAUAUUGUUCUACUGUAUCGCAAACAGCGGACAUGUCAGCAGGCGUUGAGGUGCUGAGCUGUAAACGCAGAGCCAGCGCCCUGCUGAAGAGCCUCAGCCACUCCUGCCCUUUG
This is a messenger RNA of Acomys russatus (golden spiny mouse), 2403 nucleotides long. It is a transcript of the gene Acvr2b, whose product is annotated as activin A receptor type 2B. The transcript has 11 exons. Bases 491 to 2092 code for a protein of 533 amino acids. Gene Ontology annotation, molecular function: activin receptor activity; ATP binding; activin binding. NCBI's taxonomy places the organism in Eukaryota, Metazoa, Chordata, Mammalia, Rodentia, Muridae. The record is from RefSeq and is a predicted model, not a curated record. Gene Ontology annotation, biological process: cellular response to growth factor stimulus; activin receptor signaling pathway; protein phosphorylation. Gene Ontology annotation, cellular component: plasma membrane; activin receptor complex.